AUGAAAAAACAAAACGUUCGUACUUUAACACUUAUUGUUUCGACAUUCAGCUAUCUGCUCGUUGGUGCGGCUAUAUUUGACGCGCUCGAAUCUAAUACAGAAGAUUUGUUGCGCAAGCAGUAUCAGUUGGCUGAAGCGAGCAUGCUCGGUGCAUAUAAUAUAUCCCACAAUGAAUACAUUGAACUAGAAGACAUCGUUAUCAAAUAUCAACCGCAUAAAGCUGGUGCACAAUGGAAAUUUCCGGGAGCAUUCUAUUUUUCUCUAACGGUUAUAACAACUAUCGGCUAUGGCCAUUCUUGUCCGACUACAAGUAAGUUUAAUAAUAGUGAUUUGUUUAGCAUUAAAAGUGAAACAAAACCUAUUAUUUCAGUUUGGGGAAAAUUCUUUUGUAUGUUAUACGCUGUUAUUGGUAUUCCGCUUUGUCUAGUUAUGUUUCAAUCUGUUGGUGAACGUCUAAAUAAUUUUGCUAGUUGGUGUAUUAAAUCAAUAAAAAAAUGUAUUAAACUACGUCAUUAUGAAUCAACACAAACUGAACUUGUUAUUGUUGGAACCGUUUUAGCAGUUGGUGUCGUUACAGGCGGUGCCGCUAUGUUUCAUCAUUAUGAAUCAUGGGGUUAUUUUAAUUGUGUUUAUUAUUGUUUUAUAACAUUAACAACUAUAGGUUUUGGUGAUUUUGUUGCUUUACAAACAAAUGAAGCAUUAAAUACGAAUGCCUUUUAUGUUGUUUUAUCGAUGACAUUUAUUCUGUUUGGUUUAACAGUGGUUGCAUCAUCAAUGAAUUUGCUUGUUCUAAGAUUUUUAACGAUGAACACUGAAGAUGAACGUCGUGAAGAAAUACAAUCAGCAGUUGCACGUAAUUCACUAAGAUUUGAUAGCGAUAUUAUUAGUCCAAAUGGUGCACUCAUUCCUUCUUUAAUCUCGGAUCAAUAUGAUUAUUUAUCAACUGAAUUAACUCCAUCUGAAUCGGAACCAUGCCAUUGUUGUUCAUGUUUUAGACUUAGAAAAAGAGAACGUAAAAAAUUUACUGUUCGACGUAUGCCAGGAAAAAUUGCUCAUCUCGUACCAAUGCAACGUUUUGAUUCGAUGGUAAUGAAACAAGUUUUAUCAGAAUCCAAACCGUCCAAUGCUGAUUAUUAUCGACAGUCACUAAUUAAAUUAACAUCGUUUCCAACAACAUCGGGACACGGAAUUAAAACAUCAUUCAAUGAUUCUGCAAUGAAUGAUUGGCCACCACCACCUUCCUUUUCUUCUUCUUGUCAUCUUCGUGUUCGUACAUCCACGUCAAAUAAUUCUUUAAAAUUACCUUAUGAACAAGCAAACAGUGUGAAUAAUAAUGUUCGUGGCAAAGCUAUUUCUCAAACGAGAUUACAAACUAAUGUGUCUCAUUUUCAGCGAAAUACUGAAUUAAUUCCAAUUCGACGUGAUGUCAAUGUCAAACGAUCUUCCGUGUGA
Messenger RNA from Rotaria socialis, 1452 nucleotides. NCBI's taxonomy places the organism in Eukaryota, Metazoa, Rotifera, Eurotatoria, Philodinida, Philodinidae. The record is from the annotation of a GenBank genome assembly.